AUGUCCUCCAUCUCUGCCAAAAGUGAGCCCAAUGGCGCCGAGCCGACGGCAGUUACUACUAAAGGAUCUCGUCUUUCGCCUGGAGCUCCUCCACGCGUUACCCUUCAUCUUGGUCACUUGCCGAGCAAGACGAACAUGAGCGUGCCCUACCCACGUUCUCCCUCCAGGGUUGACCCUAAUAACCCUCCGUGGCCAGCCUUCCGCGGCUACCACCGAUACUCAUUCGCUCAUGCAACCAUGGGUGUACGGCUGCCCACCAUUCUUGGAAAGGCAAUCGAUGAUGCUUCUCGCACUCUGAACGAGCAAUCCUCCGAAGAUCUUAUAAUCGAUCUCGCCAGCUGCCUUGAAAGAAUGGACCAGCUCAUGGUUGACCUUAGUGGGAAUGCUAAACUGCGACCUAUAAUUGAUGAUGCUGAGGCAGAUGUAUCCCUCUGGAACAAAGAAAUCGCAAAGUACUUCCAAGGCAAAGACUUCAUGAAUGCUCCCUGGUUAUUCGCAGAGGCAUACAAGUACCGUCGUUUGCACGAGUGUUUCAGCGUUAGCAAAUACUGGAAAGAUUACGAUGUCUUCUAUCGACAGAAGUGCGAUACCUUCUCGAGAUCGGCAGAAGCCGUCUUUGAGCUUUCAAUGCGGUUCGCUGAGCCCUUCUCACAUGCAGCGAACCUUUCUGACGCUGAGAAACUGGAUGCUGACCGUCUCAUGUUCCUGGAGCUGACGCAAGUUUGCCUUUGGGGUAAUUCCACCGACCUCUCCCUCCUAAUCAACAUGUCCGAGGAGCAAAUCAAAUCUUUGCAGUCGACUGGGGGUGACCACCUGGCCGCUACAGAGAAGAAUAUUCUUGGAAACCACCUUAAUCGGCUUUGGGAAACGGUGAAGUCGAUCCGAGAGAAGACAGGUGGACGCGUAGAUUUCGUCCUCGACAACGCAGGAUUUGAGCUGUACUGUGAUUGCGUUUAUGCCGAUUUCCUCAUUCAGAGUGGGCUUGCUAAACAAAUCCACUUCCAUGGCAAACGGUACCCAUGGUUUGUCUCCGACGUGACUAGGAAAGACUGGGAGUGGUUGUUGAACAUUAUGGUUUACGGCCAUCUUUUCCCAAAAGUUACUGAGGUCGAAAGAGAGUCGCUGAGAAGACUUGGAGAGCGUUGGAAGCAAUAUGAGAGAGACGGCAAGUGGGUAUAUGAGCAACAUCCAUUCUGGUGCACCGGGUACACAUUCUGGGACCUGCACAGCGAAGCGCCUGACUUGUUUCUGCAUCUUUCACGCUCGGACCUGGUUUUCUUCAAGGGUGACCUGAACCAUCGCAAGUUGACCUACGACUGUCAUGCACCAGCCAGCACUCCGUUCGAUGUCGCCAUUGGUCCAAUGGCCAGUGCGGCGGGUGCCCCUCGUAUUUGCAGCCUGCGCACGAUCAAGAGUGAUGUCGUCGUAGGCCUCGGCGACGAUGGUGACCUCAUCGCGAAGAAGCUAGAUGAUGAUGAACCCGGCUGGAAGAUAAGCGGGAAAUACGCCGUUGUUUUACUUUCCGACGGUCGCCCGGGAGAGAAGGUUCGCUUCGCAUAG
Molecule: messenger RNA, 1560 nt
Organism: Pisolithus orientalis
Lineage: Eukaryota; Fungi; Basidiomycota; Agaricomycetes; Boletales; Pisolithaceae
Exons: 8
Coding region: 1-1560 (519 amino acids)
Biological process (GO): DNA damage response
Cellular component (GO): nucleus; cytoplasm
Molecular function (GO): phosphatase activity
Source: RefSeq, a predicted model, not a curated record